Messenger RNA from Sorex araneus (European shrew), 2901 nucleotides. RefSeq names its product synaptotagmin 3 (gene SYT3). Gene Ontology annotation, cellular component: membrane. Gene Ontology annotation, biological process: regulation of calcium ion-dependent exocytosis; calcium-ion regulated exocytosis; cellular response to calcium ion. NCBI's taxonomy places the organism in Eukaryota, Metazoa, Chordata, Mammalia, Eulipotyphla, Soricidae. The transcript has 10 exons. The record is from RefSeq and is a predicted model, not a curated record. Gene Ontology annotation, molecular function: SNARE binding; calcium-dependent phospholipid binding; phosphatidylserine binding. The coding region runs from base 687 to 2426 and encodes 579 amino acids.
CGGGGAGUGGGAGUGCUGCGGCGCGCGCUGUCCGCCCCCGGGGAGGGGCACGUGGUCCUGGAAGGGGGGGUGGUCCCGAAACACCUGGGUAUGCCCGAGUCCUUGCCCACCCUUCCCCCCGGCUUGGAGAUAGUUUCUCCACCCCAUGGUCCCUAAAGAUCUAGGGUUCCGUGACCCCCGGAGGGCGCGGUCAUUUUCCCUCUCCCCUGCAGCGCUUUGGGACCCCGGCAUCUUCUCAGCCUUCACCCCCACCCCCUCCAAAAAAAAAAAAAAAAAUCCCAGCCUCUCUGCAUCCCGGAGAGACAUUAAGGACUUCAACUCCCAAAAGCCCGUGCAGCACCGGGUGUGUAUGAAGCUUCAGCAGUGUGGCUGCAAAGCCUGCCGGGAAUUGUAGUCUUUGAGCGCACCGGACGCUGGGAGCCCGGAGGUGGGAGGGGGUGGUUGGUCCUCUCGGGGGUCACCUGGGGUCGAGCAUUUGGCCCGAGUGAAAUAAGAUGUAAAGCUCAAACCGAGCUUUUACUCCUGGCCACAGCCCCAGAUCCAGCUCCCACCUCUCAUUACCUGGCGUCUGGGGGACGGGUCCAAGCCACUUGCUUGUCCGCCCCCCAACCCCCAUGGGCGGCCGACCGCCGCCACCUGGGCUGCCAUCCAGGACGAGGCGGGGAUAAGCGCAGGUGGUGGCCACCAUGUCAGGGGACUAUGAGGAUGACCUCUGCCGGCGGGCCCUUAUCCUCGUCUCAGAGCUCUGUGCGCGGGUCCGUGAUGCCGACACGGGUGACAGAUGCCAGGAGUUUGAGAACCUGCGAAUCCGAGGCUAUCCCCGGGGACCGGAUGCAGACAUCUCCGUGAGUCUGCUGUCGGUGAUCGUCACCUUCUGCGGCAUCGUCCUGCUGGGUGUCUCCCUCUUCGUGUCCUGGAAGCUGUGCUGGGUGCCGUGGCGGGACAAAGGCGGCUCGGCUGUGGGCCUGCGCAAGGACCUGGCCCCGGGGGUGGGGCUGGCAGGUCUGGUCGGUGGCAGUGGACACCACCUGGGGGCGGGCCUGGGCGGCCAUCCGCUGCUGGGCCCCCACCACCAUGCACACACUGCCCACCACCCGCCCUUCGCUGAGCUGCUGGAGCCUGGCGGCCUCGGGGGCGCCGACCCCCCGGAGCCCUCCUACUUGGACAUGGACUCAUACCCAGAGGCCGCGGCCGCUGCAGCCGUGGUCGGGGUCAAGCCCAGCCAGACCUCCCCAGAGCUGCCCUCCGAGGCCACGGGAGGCUCCGGGCUGCUCCUGCUGCCCCCUAGCAGCGGUGGCCUGCCCAGCGCCCAGUCCCAUCAGCAGGUCACCAGCCUGGCACCCAGCAGCAGGUACUCGGGCUUGCCGCGGCCCCUCACCCAGCAGACUCUCACCUCCCAGCCCGACUCGGGCCCGGAGGAGCGCCCGCCUGCUCUGCCCGUGCCAGUGGCCGUGGGCGGGGAGGAGAAAGCCAAGCUGAUUGGGCAGAUCCAGCCCGAGCUGUACCAGGGCACAGGCCGGCGCCCUGGGGAGGCGGGCGCGGGGGCGCCCUGUGGCCGCAUCAGCUUCGCCCUGCGCUACCUGUACGGCUCGGACCAGCUGGUGGUGCGGAUCCUGCAGGCCCUGGACCUCCCGGCCAAGGACUCCAACGGCUUCUCCGACCCCUACGUCAAGAUCUACCUGCUGCCUGACCGCAAGAAGAAGUUCCAGACCAAGGUGCACAGGAAGACUCUGAACCCCGUGUUUAAUGAGACCUUUCAGUUCCCGGUGCCCCUGGCCGAGUUGGCACAGCGUAAGCUGCACUUCAGUGUCUACGACUUUGACCGUUUCUCCCGGCACGACCUCAUCGGCCAGGUGGUCCUGGACAACCUCCUGGAGCUGGCCGAGCAGCCCCCCGACCGCCCACUGUGGAGGGACAUUAUGGAGGGAGGCUCGGAAAAGGCAGACCUUGGGGAGCUCAACUUCUCGCUCUGCUACCUGCCUACCGCAGGGCGCCUGACUGUGACCAUCAUUAAGGCGUCUAAUCUCAAAGCGAUGGACCUCACGGGCUUCUCAGAUCCCUACGUGAAAGCCUCUCUGAUCAGCGAGGGGCGGCGUCUGAAGAAGCGGAAAACCUCCAUCAAGAAGAACACGCUGAACCCCACGUACAACGAGGCGCUGGUGUUCGACGUGGCCCCUGAGAGCGUAGAGAACGUGGGGCUCAGCAUUGCAGUGGUAGACUACGAUUGCAUUGGACACAAUGAGGUGAUUGGUGUGUGCCGUGUGGGCCCCGAAGCUGCCGACCCCCACGGCCGCGAGCACUGGGCCGAGAUGCUGGCCAACCCUCGCAAGCCCGUGGAGCACUGGCAUCAGCUUGUGGAGGAAAAGACUUUGAGCAGCUUCACCAAAGGAAGCAAAGGAUUAUCAGAGAAAGAGAACUCUGAGUGAGGGUCUGGCCCAGGCCGGGAUUCUGCCGGCCCCCGGGACCUCAGCCCUCCUGCGCGGACAGUGAAUUCAUCUUGAAGCCAUAGUGUCCGUGCCCUGUGGUGCGGGCCGCCCUGGGCUUGCAUCCUUCUGCCCUGGCAGCGGGAGGGUGGGAGGCACGUGGGCCCAGCCCCCCGGUUCAGGGUGGGGGGCAUUUGGGCUCCCCUGUGUCCAUCUCCCCUUCCAGACGAGGGGCUGUGCAUGUCUGGGGGACUCCCGGCCCCAAACCCUGUCUGUCUGUCUCUCUGGUGUUUGUCCUAGACGUGGUGUCCUAAGCCUUGUUCUGGUCCCCGCUGUGACUGUCAGUGUCCCAAGCCCCCGUGUCCCCCAGAGACAUGUACCUGUGUCUCCCCCUCUGUCCACCACACCCCACGUCUGGCCGGUCCCCCCACUGCUGCUGCUAUCAACGCCAGAAUAAACACACCCCGGUCCCACUGCA